AGGUCCGGCUGUGCCAUGCGGACUUGAAGCAACCCCCCCCCCCCCAAACCACCACCAUCCACCACCCCUUACUCAGUAGAAUGGGUUUGAUGCUCUGACACACACACACACACACAGGCACCACGCUGACCAGCAGACGAACCGGUGCUCCCUGGUUUCCUUAGGACCGACGGAUCUGAGUGACAGAUGGAAGACAGGUGGGGGGAAAAGAGGCAAGAGGAGGAUGGAGACUAGGAGGCUGAACAUGAAAAGAGAGAAGGCUGUGUGACAACCGAGGGAUCGGUAGGAGGAAAGGAAACCACAGCUCGAGCAGAUCUGGCCAGGUGAGACGAAGGUAGGAUGAUGCGAGGGGAGCAUGGUGAAUACCAACGUCAGUACCACACACUGGGCAACGCGGCCCGCCGCUACUCCAAUCCAGAUGUUGAGGCAAUGGCCAAGUUGCAUGCUGGGGAUGCUGAGAGACAGCGGGGCAAAUACCCACCGCAGCAUGCUGCUACGCUUGUCAGUGCCAACUGUUCACGCCAGCAGCAACCACAUUACUGGAGCUUUAAGGCGAGGACUCCUCGUGCUAGCAGUGGAGGUCAUCACUCUCUUGCCGAUCAGGGUGGAGGACGGUCGUUCUACGCCUCGGCAGAGAAUCUAGAGACCAUGGGCGACGCUGAUCUCGCUCUCGGCUUCAGUCGCUCCAACCGCCUCAGACAGAGCCUGCCGCUUGCCCGCUCUCCCAGCCAGAACAAGUUCCGCCCACCAGGCGUUCUGUUCCUGCAGUUUGGUGAUGAGACGCGGCGUGUUCACCUCAGUCACGAGCUGAGCAGCAUGGAGACUCUGCAUGCGCUGAUCGUGCACGUCUUCCCUCAGCAGCUGAACAUGAGUGCGCUCCGCUCGCCCUCCACUGCCAUCCUCAUCAAAGACGAGGCACGCAACGUCUUCUACGAGCUGGAUGAUCCGCGCCGGAUCCAUGACCGAUGCGUCCUAAAGAUCUACUGCCGAGAUGCCGCGUUCAACACUCACCACCACGCGCACCACGGCCAUGUCACCAACGGAGACCUGCGGAGGGAGCUAGCGUACACCUCGCGUGAAUCUUCUCCCACUCGCCGCUUGAACACCCACCCUUCAUCCUCCUCUCCAUCGGCCUCCCCGUCCCGCCCACACUCCCGCCUUUCUUAUGCAUCAGUCCGGCCUUCCUCGUACGCUGGUCCACCACCGUCCCCUCAGCCCCACCCUUACCAGCACCAAAACCCCAACCACCCUGCCUUCUGCCCCUCCCCCAGCGCCAUCCUGGAGCGGCGUGACGUCAGACCGGACGAGGAGGCACCAGGAUCACCAUCAAAGAGCGUAGUGCUCCUGAAGAACGAGGCGGCAUAUGCAGAUCCAUAUGCACUAGUCCAUGGUGUGGCUUCACCCCAGUCACUUGCUUUCCGGCGUGGCUCGCUGCGGUCCCUGAGCCCGUAUUCAGCUGCUGCUCUUCAUUGCGAGCUUGACGCUGCCCUCUACAGGCCUGGAGGACCGCUCUAUGCAGAGCCUUACGGCCCAAUGGGCUUCCGAACUUUGCCACCUGCAUCACCGCAGAAGCUGGAGCCGUACAGGGGUCACUCGGGUCGGGGAUCACCGGGAAGGCAAGGCUUUCGAAAAGAUGGGACGGUGUAUGUAGAAGGUCAUAAAGCACGAGUCGGGGGCCCUUUGCUAGACCAGAUGUGUGUGAUGGGUGGAGCAGGUGGUGAGGGAGUGGCACUGGCAGGAUACGAAACUGACACAAGGGAGCGAAUGGAAGCUAUGGAGAAGCAGAUAGCCAGUUUGACUGGUCUGGUCCAGAGUGUUCUCACCCGUGCCCCAGACAGCCCUGACAAGGCAGAAACAGCAAGCGACUGCUCAGCACCUGAGACUGGCAGGUCUAGAAAAGGAAAAGCCACGACUCCCUCAGCUCCUCUGGCCCUGAUGCCACCGCCGCCCUCUGGCACGUCUCAGCCAAUUACAAUGUCUCGCUCCCAAAUGCAGCUGCAUCUUAGUGACUUGCAACGAAGUACAAACGAGCUACGCAAACAGCUGUCACAAUUACGCAAAAUACAGAUGCAGAAUCAGGACUCUGUGCACACUUUGCUGAGGCAAGCGGAGGCCGAUUUAGGUCUCUGCCUGAUCGAAGCAUCUCGGAUGCAGGAAGAUCCUCUACAACGCCAGCGCCUCCUCGUGGAGGAAGAGAGGCUGCGCUAUCUCAAUGAAGAGGAACUGAUUAUACAGCAGCUACAUGACCUGGAGCGUUCAGUGGAGGAAAUGAAGACAGGGGCAGGGUUAAACCAUCGCUUGGUGACAGAACAGGAAGUGGAACAGAAAAGUCAAGAGCUCCAGAAGCUAGGAGAGACACUGACCAAACUUAAGAAUCAAUUCCCAACGCUGCAAAGUAAAAUGCGCGUGGUGCUGCGAGUGGAGGUCGAGGCAGUGAAGUUUCUAAAAGAGGAACCUCUGAGGCUUGAUGCUUUACUGAAACGCUGCAGAAAUGUCACAGAUACACUUGCGUUGCUCAGGAGGCAGGUAUCAGAAGGCCUAUGGAAGACUCCGGAAGACUUUAGCAGCUCCAGCGAUGUAGAUUUUACAAAGAGCUGUGAUCUGGACAUCCUAACCAGCCCUUCUCUGACCAGUCUUCCUGACUUCACAGGCACUUUAACAAGCACUACCGGUCUGUCAGUCUCCUUGAUGACCAACUCUGCCAACAUAGGCUCUGGUGCCAGCCUGUCUAGUGCUCUUGGCACCAGUCUGGGCUCGAGUCUGAGUGGCGCUGCUAGUUUAGCAGGUACUACCACUCUUGGGAACUGGCUGGCAAGCAGCGGAGUUGUGGACAGCAGCAUGCCCGAGCAGGAUGGCACCUCAGCAGGAACACUGAAGGGCCGUAGCAUUGAGGAUCUGCCUUCACGGAGAGAAACGGACAAAGGGGUGUCCGUGGAAGUCCGUCUGGCAGCAGAGCGCGAUUGGGAAGAAAAGCGGGCAAGUUUAACCCAGUUUAGUGCCCAGGACAUAAAUCGUCUCCUGGAGGAGACACAAGCAGAACUGAUGAAGGCCAUUCCUGAUCUAGAUUUUGCUGCCAAGCAGAUCACCAAACCUGCUGUGCCCCCAAAACCACAGCUCUCCUCUUUACCCAAACCUGGCUCGCCAUCCUCCACACCCAGCUGUACACCAGAACAUCAACCAGGAAAGCCGCCACCUAAACCAGCUAGCAAGGAUGGCAUUCAAAGAAGAGAAUCAGGGGAGUUGACCGUUCCACGGUAUAGAACAGAGAAGCCGUCCAAGUCUCCACCACCUCCACCGCCACGUCGCAGCUUCCCAUCGGGGCACAGGCUCACAACCAACAGCAGUGGAGAGGUCGUCAUUGUCAAUAAGAGUGUUAACAAACCUGAAAAGAAUGAAAACUGUGAGGAGUCAGACGCACUAGUCCAGUCUCAGACUCCGCCUGUUAAACUCAGACGACCUUCGACCUCUGAUGGACCCCGGCCCUCCUCCACGCCGCCGGUUAUUGCUGCUUCUGGGAUGAAGGAGGAUGAAGAUGAAGAUGAGAAGAUCAUGGCAGAGCUUGAGAUCUUCCAGCCAGCACUGGUAAAGCCCGUCACCCCCAGGUCCAUCAACCUCCCACAGUCCACCAGUCCCGAGAGCAGCGCCCCCAGUUUGGGUCAGUGGACAUGCAGCAGUUUGUGGUUAGAGAAUGCAGGAACUCCUCCAGGGUCGGCUAAGACACCGUCGUCGUCAUCAUCGUCUCGUCUGAAGCAGCUGCAGCAGAGCAGUCUGGAGCGGAAAAACAGGAAGCAGCGCGAGCAGCAGGGCCAGCAGCAGGUAUUUCACUUCUAAACAGCUACUGGCGCUAAUGCUUCCGACCAAACCUGACGCCCGAGCUAGGACUGAGCGCUUACCUGCUACGCUAGCACCGUAUCCUGAUGAAACUUGCUAGCUGAGCGCUAGUCUGUUUUUUUGCUAGCACUUAAGGACAUUUCAAGUCGACACACAAGUCGCUAAGCACAAUUAGGAUCAUCUGUCAAGUCUGAAGCUAGACAUUUUUUUUGACCAUGGGCAUGAUGUCUACCUCUCUGCAGGGGGUUCAACCGUUCAGCAGACCCCAUUUAAGCAUUUUGUUUGUUUGUUUUUUCAAAUAUCUAUUGCUUUUUUUUGCUUCCUCCAUCUUCAUAUUAAAAAGCAGAGCUCCAAAGUCAUGCCUCAAGCUCACACCAACUUCCUGUAAUAUGUUACAACAGAGCAAGUCCUCAUAAAAAAAAAAAAAAAAGCCUCCGGGUCACAUUGUUCUCUUUCUCAUUCUUGUGUAUGGCUGCAGUCACCUGAGCUACUGGAUGGACUUUACCAUUUGUUAACAAAGAGUUAAUUAAUCUGUUUACAAACUGCACCACAGGACUUCCUGCUUUAUGUGUCUAAAGAGUUUUUGCCCUUGUGCCAUCUUCCCUAUGGACUUUAGACACCUAUUUCUAGUAUGCUGUGAGCUCUAAAAAACCUUUUCCCUUACCUCAAGAGAAAUACAGUGUUUAAUCCCUUUGUUUAGAUGACCAACAAUCUAUCUAAAUGGAUACUUCGAAGGUUUCUAUGAUUCAGUCGUAGCAUUUUAACUCAAGCAGCAGUCAGAGCCAAGCUGGAUAUAACAUACUGAAUGUAUUUUUUCUAUAUAUUUUCUCACAGGUUUUGGCUAGCCCGUAGUCGCAUAACACUAAUCAGUGGUUUUAAACUUUGGCAAACCAGGAAACGCAGGAAAUCUAUAGUAUCCGUCUUGACUGGAUCAGACAAACAAACCUAAAACGGACUAAAUCACUAUUGCUUCUGCAUAAACAAAAAUCAUGUUGAAAAAUAGAAGCAGAAGAUGAAAGCAGGAGGUGAAGCAAAAAAGAAAAAACACUCCAGAGAUGAAGGAGAGAAAAGGGAAGCACUCCAAAGACUCUCGAGUGACUCUUAUCUGCAAGGGCAGCUUUGCAAAGUCACAGCACACCAGCUAUUGCCAAAGAACGAAAAUGAUCAAAAAAAGAGAGGGGGAGAGAGAAAGAGAGAGAGAGAGAGAGAGAGAGAGAGAGAGAGAGAGAGAGAGAGAGGGAAAGGACAUGAACACUGAAGGAAACAGACUGAGCGCAUUAGAGACCAUUAGCUCUCCCUGAAAAUGUUAGCUAGCUAGCUGACAUACAGCAGUCCGCUGAGGCUGGUUAAUCCACCGUAACUGAUCCAAGGAGGAAAUAGCGACAGUGGAAGAUGAGAGAGAAGGAAUCUGGAGACUUAUGGUGGGAACACAUUCUCCACUAGGUGAUGUGGAAUUAGGUGUAGGAAAGUAAAGACAAACUACUGAGUGUGUGAUCAGUGUGUGAUGCUCCUGGGAUGAACACAAGACAAUCUUUAUGAUCUAGAGUAGAAAAAGGAGUGAGAACUUUAGGGUGUCCAUGUUAGACCAUCUACAAAUGCACAAGGUCAAUGGAAAUGAAGUGGGUGGGGCUGAGGUUGAUUUAAUCCUGGGUCUUGUGAGUCACUAGAAAUGAAGUGGGCGGGGCUGAGUUUGGUUUGAGAUUUGAUCAUGUAAGCCAAUAGAAAUGAAGUGGGUGGGGCUGAGGUUUGUUUGAGCUUUGAUCAUGUGAACUACUAGAAAUGAAGUGGACAGGGCUGAGGUCUGUUAAGCCUUGAUCAUGUGAGCCAAUAGAAAUGAAGUGGGCCGGGCUGUGCUCGGUUUAAGCCUUGAUUAUGUGAGCUAAUAGAAAUGAAGUGGGCCGGGCUGUGCUCGGUUUAAGCCUUGAUUAUGUGAGCUAAUAGAAAUGAAGUGGGCAGGGCUGUGCUCGGUUUAAGCCUUGAUUAUGUGAGCUAAUAGAAAUGAAGUGGGCAGGGCUGUGCUCGGUUUAAGCCUUGAUUAUGUGAGCUAAUAGAAAUGAAGUGGGCAGGGCUGAGGUCUGUUUGAGCCUUGAUCAUGUGAGCUAAUAGAAAUUAAGUGGGCAGGGCUGAAGUCUGUUUGAGCUUUGAUCAUUUAAACCACUAGAAAUUGUGUGGGCGGGGCUGAGGUUGUUUAAGCCUUGGUCAUGUGAGCCAAAAGAAAUGAAGUGGGUGGGGCUGAGGUCUCUCUGGAUAAGUAGCUUCACAUGAGACCUUUUGGCACAUUGUUUUCUUACUGUUUCAAAAAUAUCACAGCUCAGACUAUAGUUUUCUCUCUGCCUGCUAGUAUUGUUUGUGUCUCUGAAUACUUCAUCGAUGCAUCACUGAAAUUGAUAAGCUUGUUAACCCAACCCCCUACUCACAUACAGUAACCACUUUUUUUUUAACCGGAAAAGUAACAAAGCGACCCUUGAGAUGGAGCCAGGGAUACCAGGAGAUUUACUGUUAAAAUCAGAGUUAGAUUCUGGAUUUAGCCAGUUUCAUUCAGCCGGUUCUGAAGAACGGAAAAGCUCACUGAACCAUUCAAUCUGGUCACCAUGCACUAUGAUGUGAGCAUCGCGGCCGAAACCACAGCAUGACGCAGAUGCCAACCUUCUGUCAGCAACAUGGUUGGAGCCAGGCAGCUUCUGCUUUGUACCCAGCCAGAGGUCAGGCUAAUUUGGCAUGCUAGCAUGCCCUGUGUGCUGCUUCUUCACAGAAAACAGCCUUUAUAUGGGUCUGAAGCUUAGCGGCAAUCCUGGUAAUAAAUCUAAUUAGUCCUCUGUCUGUCAGCCAUUUUGGCUAAAGUAAGCAGAAACAUCAUUUGUAAGCCACCCUGGCUGUGGAAGAGAUGUAUUAUUCAUUAAAAGUCAAGUGGAUUGCUCCUAAAUACCACAAAGUCCUGGAUUAGCAUCUGAAGGUGCCACGAGGCAAUGUUUAGCUUUUGUGAACAAUUUAUACAGUGUGUGUUUUGCUUAGCAGAGCUCUGCUCUUUUUGAUGAACUAAAAGUUUUCGUGGAGAAAUAUAUAAUCAUUAAAUAAUGAUCAAAAAAUAAAACAUUUUCACAUGUCCAGAGUUGAGAGGAAGUAUCCUUAAUAUCAGACGUGUACCUCAAAGCAGACGUGGAAAAGAAAUCCACUGGAGAAUGUUUUCGUAGCUCAAGCCAACAUUGUUUGUUUUGGUGCUGAGGGAGACAGGCUAAGAUUACAAGGCUAGCUUGAGGUAGAGCAUGUAGCGUAUAAAUCCAAGCUUAAAUCCUUUUUAAACAAAAGUGGCUUGUUGAAAUCGUUUCAUUUUCUGUGAGCGGUAUUGUUUCUGAGGCAAAAGAAUCAAGCAACAUGAGUGUCUUAUUAUGUCAGCGUGAAUAUACGGCUGCUACAAAUGUAGGCUUACGUAGAUAACAUGUAUUAGAAGUGAAAUCUUUCCAUCUGCUUAAAUCUUCAUGGGCUUCAUGGAUACAAUCCAAGCAGUGAUCUCUGGGGUCCAAGCACUUUUUUUUUUUGCAAGUUCAUGCUAAUUUACAUAGAAUAAUAAUAAAACUGUAAAAAAAACUGUAGAUGCUUCUUCAUAGCAGUUCAGUGCUAACUGGGUGAAUUACCUACUGAAAGCUAACAGGCUGAUUAGAGCUAAAAGCUAAUAGUCAGCUAUUUUACUGCUUUUCCAUGUAACUCCAAGGACCGGUGUAGUGGGCAGGGCCAAACUUUCAUUUCCUACUCUUGUAGCCUAAUAUGUUUCUGACUAGUUUCAGUGUAAACAAAUUCAAACUUCUAAAAAAAUUCCUGAAUAACAAUGCUGCCACAUUAGCCUUAAAGCUUUAACACAAAGUAUUAAAAACCGUAACACUGUAUUUGAGGUAAAGGGAAAAAUUGCGUAAAAUUGAUUUCUUAUUAAAGUAUUCCAAAGAAUUUGAUUUAAUCUGCUCUUUUUGGGGGUCACAGUAUAAUUCUACACUUUUGAUGAACAGUAAAAAUAAAAAGUCCAGACUUUUCACCAGUGUAUAGCUGUACAGCAGGAAGUCCUCCAACAUUGACUGUUUUUUAAAGGUUUUUUCCCCCCACAAUUUUAGCCAUCACAAUUAACGGUUUUGUCUCUUCUCUUCUUUCCACCCUCGAUCACCUCUCCUGACUUGCUUGUUUUUCAUGCUUGCACUUCUCUCCUUUGGUUAAUUCACAUUCCGUCAUUGCUUAAAAAAACAAUAAUUUGGCAUGCACCAGACAUAAUGCUGCACAUGCUGCGCUUCAUGCCCCAAAGAAAUAAAACAAAUUCAGAUUAAGUCCUACUCUUUUUUCAAAUCAAGUUUAAACUUAACUUUUUCAAACCUAUCCUACUAGGUCUAAUAUACAGAUUUGUGCUUUUUUUUUUUUUUUUUUUUUUUUUUUAAUCCUGAGGCAUAACCCUUUUUGCAAGUCAAUUCCCCAAUGUCCCUUUCUGGCCAAUCACAGCCUCUUUCUCUCCUUACUGGCAUGUUGCCAUUAAUUUCAGCCAAUCACUGUCCUUCGCUCUGUCCUCCCCUGAGAUCUGAUCCUAUCCAAGGUGAUAAGACCGUGAAGGUGAACCGCGAGGACGACGCAUGCACGGGACCCUGAGUAGGAUACUGAACGGCAGGCUUGCACUUGUUAUAUCUAAUACAUUAGGGUAAGUUAGAGUAAUUAAAUGUAAUAAUAAUGUAUCACUGUAUGUACAGGUAAAUAACAUCAACAUCAACACCACUGGGUAUUUAAUCUGUAGCCCAUACACAGGUGUGAAGUGAGCAAAUGUCAUGGGAUUUAUCAAAAGCGAAAAGGUUUAGUGACAAACGAAAUGUAUUUUUGUUUAUUCAGUUUCUUUAGUUUUGCUCUGGAGCUGCAAGUCUAUAGAUAACUUAAUAUAACUAAUAAAAAAGAACUCACUGGCACUGAAUAACAUUUCCAUAAAACAAUAUCAGACUUUUCCUGUACUCGAUUCAACGUUAUUAAGCUACGUUAUGACAUCACUAAGCUACUAGGUUUAAUAAGGAAUAAAACAUGAUAUAUAGAAAGAAUAAUAAUAAUAAUAAUAAUAAUAAUCAGCAAAUUCAUCACCUAGAAGUUGAUGGUUUUUCAGUAAAGGAAUUUACGCCACAGCAAUUUGUCACAAUUUGAUGUCAUUUUUAAACGAUCAGUGUACUUUUUAUCCAUUUCUAGUUACUUGGACGUAACUGUGGAACAUCAGAACACGUCAGUUAUCCUAUAGAAGCUAUAAACUCUCAAGUUAACAACAACUAGAGCAAAAAAGGCAGUUGAUCAUGUUGCAGAAAAACCGCAAAGCACAACAUGCUCUGCCCUGAAGAUUUCCCUGAAGCUCACAAAAAUAAAAGGUUACAUUUGUUAAAUGUUUGCCAAACAAGUCUCUCUGAACAAGCUGUUACUAUAAAAAUGACGAUGUAUUAGAACUAACUCCUUCAUCAGACAAUGUUGAGAUAAAAAAGAUUCGAUUUUGCGACUUCAAAAUUUGCAAAAUUUAACUUGUUUGGUGUGGAAAUCUACUUGAGGUUGUGAAACUGCAAGCACACGAUUCUUCGUCUAAACCCCUUCCUGUGUAAUCACACACACAGCAUGUAAUGACUUUCGAUGAUAAACCUGUGACAUGUCUUUCAGAAAACGUGUGGAAAAUUUCGAAAAAGUGCUUGAAAAAUUCGGGAAUCAUGACGAAUACAAAUAUUAUAAAAAUUGACUUGAAAAUGCUGCUGUAGAAAAUGAAUCAACAACAUUUUGACCAAUCCACAGUAUAAUAAAAUACACAAAAAAAAUACAAUCUGGUGCUGUAAAAUCUUUCAGGUUUCCAGUAUAAAUCCCAAAUUAUAUUUUGGAGACGGGGCCCAGCUGUUGUGCUGUAAACCAUCAAUAACCUAAUACUCAACCACCAGGUAGCUAUUUUAUUCAUAUUUAUUAAUUAGACUUUUAUUAAUUGUUUAAUCUUGCAGCUUCAGUGCAUAACUAAAUAAAAAAAAAGUAAUGUCUUGGUUGAACAACUAAAUUUGGAGGGUCAAAAUCAAGUCAAAAAAAUUGAAUUUUCCACCACACCAUAGACACCUCGAAAGAAACAGAAACCUAACAAACAACAUAGCACUUACGGAGAGACCUCACGAUCCAUGAAAUGCAUAUACGGAAUUAGCAACUAACUGUGAUAACUGUGACUAAUUUAGAUGUAUUUAUUACCAAAAUUGUGUUUAGGAAAUAUGCCUACUAUAUAGUGUUUGUAUGAUUAGAAUCUUUUGUAUUUUUGUAUUUCAGAAGGAAACGAGUGCACAGAAAAUAAAACAAAAAAAGGAAACCUGUCGAGCGAGGUGCGCUUAUUUUCAGAAAGAGUGUUAGUGAAAGAAUACCUGAUAUAUUCCAUUAGAGUUGGUUUUAAUAUAGAAAUAUAUACAGAGACAGAGUUUAUUCUAACAAUUUUAAUGACGAUCGAAUGCACAAGAAUCUGAAUAGUAAAGUGAGAAAACCCGAUUUUUUUCCCUCAAAAAACAUGUCAUUUCACUUAUCUUUUUAAAAUCACAGAGCAUUUUUUUUUUUUAAACAUACAACGUUGGAUAUUAAUUGGAACCGUUUUGAAAACUUUUUUUUAAUUAAAAAGCACACCAGAUUUUGCCGUUUUAUCAGUAAACCAGAUAAAGACAAUCAGAGCUGCAUUAGACGCGAAUGUACACGUAUUUUAUACGCUCUAAGACGCAUUCCGAAAGCUCCACCCCCUUUUUUUUAUUGGAUGUUUACCCUUUACUAAUGCAGUCUAGUAAAUUUUUUUGUCCUAUUAUUGUUGCUCAACUUCAUAGUAUUCGUUUUUGUGUUGCUAUAUUUAAGGACAGUAUUAUUAUUAUUAUUAUUUUUAUCCCGUUAGUGUUGCUGUAAUUAUGGGCUGUCUUAUUAGUGUUGCUCUAUUUCAAGACAGUAUUGUUUUUAUCCCAUUGGUUAAGUUCAAUGUAGUUUUGCUGGCACCCCAGUACUUUUCUCUACUUAGCUCAUCCCAAUACUUUUGACUUCCUGUUACAUUUGUCCUGUUAGAGUUACAGUAGACAAAGCGCUGUGGUGAUUUUCUUUUAUUAGUGACGUCACCCUGAGCUUUUGUCCCAUCUGCGUCGUAGUUAAGACUCUCAACAGUUACUUUAAGUGUAGUUUGUUUUUCUGCCAUGUUACUCUUAUCCUGUUAGUGUUGCCUCCAUGUUAAUUUCUGUCCUGUUAGUGUUGCCUCCAUGUUAAUUUCUGUCCUGUUAGUGUUGCCUCCAUGUUAAUUUCUGUCCUGUUAGUGUUGCCUCCAUGUUACUUUUUGUCCUGUUAGUGUUGCCUCCAUGUUAAUUUCUGUCCUGUUAGUGUUGCCUCCAUGUUAAUUUCUGUCCUGUUAGUGUUGCCUCCAUGUUACUUUUUGUCCUGUUAGUGUUGCCUCCAUGUUAAUUUCUGUCCUGUUAGUGUUGCCUCCAUGUUACUUUUUGUCCUGUUAGUGUUGCCUCCAUGUUACUUUUUGUCCUGUUAGUGUUGCCUCCAUGUUACUUUUUGUCCUGUUAGUGUUGCCUCCAUGUUAAUUUCUGUCCUGUUAGUGUUGCCUCCAUGUUAAUUUCUGUCCUGUUAGUGUUGCCUCCAUGUUAAUUUCUGUCCUGUUAGUGUUGCCUCCAUGUUACUUUUUGUCCUGUUAGUGUUGCCUCCAUGUUACUUUUUGUCCUGUUAGUGUUGCCUCCAUGUUAAUUUCUGUCCUGUUAGUGUUGCCUCCAUGUUAAUUUCUGUCCUGUUAGUGUUGCCUCCAUGUUACUUUUUGUCCUGUUAGUGUUGCCUCCAUGUUACUUUUUGUCCUGUUAGUGUUGCCUCCAUGUAACUUUUUGUCCUGUUAGUGUUGCCUCCAUGUUUUUGUCCACUUUUUGUCUCUUUAGCAUUGCUGUACUCGUCUAUAUUGUUUACUCUCGACUUGGGUUCACAGCCCUGUUACUUUUUGACCUUUUAAUGUUGCCGUAGUUAAGGACUGUAUUGUUUUUGUCCCAUUAGAGUUGCCGUAGUUAAGAGCUGGACUGGUUUUGUCUCUUUAGUUUUGCUUCAUUGUUAGUUUUUGUCCUGUUAGUUAGGCUGUAAUUUUUGUUCUUUUGCUACAAACUGAGAAAAAUUACAUAUUACAUUGAGAAGCAUUACAUAAUUACAAGUUUUGCGUCUUAGAGUUUGUAAAAUACCACAAAUGAAACUUACUAUAUGAUAUUAUUACUGCAGUGGACCUUUAGUCGUUGCUGCUAGUCCUCCCGAAGAGGAUUUUUCAAGAUUCAGCCCUGAAAAUACAGCCGCUAGCAUAAAACAAGAGAUUCUUUCUUUUCUAUGCGUUGCACUUUUAAUUCUUGGGUGACACAGAAGCACAGAUCUCUUGGUUUUCAAUCGGCUUGUCUGCAAAAUAAACUGCAAAAGCACACGUAGGAAUGUCUCCGAAUGAAAGCGUGAAAGGAAAAGUGUCGAAAAAAACCUGAACUGUACAUAGACUGUGUUAUUAUAGUGUACUAAUUUAGUGACUUUGUAUGUAAGAAUUUUUUUUUUAUUUUAAUGUUAAUAACAAGAUGUUAGUGAGAAAACAAUCAUGCAAAAUUCGUAAGAUUCCAAAAAGAGCGAGAGCAAUUCGGAUGAAUAUUUUACACCCACCGGCUAACGACUCCUUCCAGCUUUCAUACGAAAAGCUCGAGUGAAUUCUUGCGAAUUUUGCCUCUGUGAGACCACGUUGGCGAAACUGCAUGUACCUGAAGUCUGCAUGCAGAAGCAACUCUGUACGCUGUUUUUUGAGUGUAAAAUAGAAAUGAAUUCUGUAUAAAAAAACCAAAACAAAACAAUACAAAACAUAUUUUUUGGUUAUAAGAUAGUAUCAUAUCAUGUACGUGUCAGUGAGCUGAUCUCGCUCGCUCGCUUUACUGUCGUCUGUAAACCUCGUAACUAAAACUAUUGUUCAAAACUGUGAUUAGAACAAUAAACAACUGAAUGCACAUUUCCAACCAAUACGAAUAACAGCUGUAUGGAGAAAUUAUAAUGCUGCUCUUGUGGGGUGGGGGAAAAAAAAUAAUGAACCUUAUGUACCAGAGACUGUUGGUUUUGUAUAUUACUGUUGUGUUUUUGUGAGUAUUAA
Molecule: messenger RNA, 12958 nt
Organism: Hemibagrus wyckioides
Lineage: Eukaryota; Metazoa; Chordata; Actinopteri; Siluriformes; Bagridae
Gene: srcin1b
Product: SRC kinase signaling inhibitor 1b
Exons: 20
Coding region: 340-3831 (1163 amino acids)
Biological process (GO): regulation of dendritic spine morphogenesis
Cellular component (GO): postsynaptic density; actin cytoskeleton; cytoplasm
Source: RefSeq, a predicted model, not a curated record